AUUACACAAAGAAAUCGAAUAUUUAAAAAAUGUCAGACGCCGACAGCCAGAAACAAAUCAAGCUCACCUCUUCUGAUGAUAAAACUUUCACGGUCUCACGAAAAGUGAUCAGUCAAUCCAAGACCAUCACAGAUAUUAUCCAAAACCUUGGAAUUGAAGAAUCUGGAUCCACUUCUGAAGACACGAUUCCACUUCAGAAAGUGACUUCUACUAUCCUUGAGAAGAUUAUCACCUGGUGCGAGCAUCACGCCGACGAUGAGCCAAAGAAAGUCGACGAAAACAAAAAGACGGUAGACAUUAGUGAAUGGGACGCCGAAUUCAUGAAAGUCGAUCAGGGAACCUUGUUCGAAAUUAUCUUGGCCGCCAACUACCUCGACAUCCGUGGGCUUUUGGACGUGACCACCCAGAAUGUGGCUAACAUGAUGAAGGGUAAAACUCCAAGCCAAAUCCGAACCCUCUUCAACAUUGAGAACGAUUUUUCCGAGGAGGAACGGGAGGCCAUGAAGAAGGAAAACGCUUGGUGCGAGGAUUAAGCUCCCUGGUAAACAUAAUUAACUUGAACUUUAUCUGAUUCGGUUUACAUACCUCUUUUAUGUCACUUAAAACAAAAUCAAAAAUUAUUUUAAACAAAAAAAAACUUUGUCUGUCAAGUACGCUUUACAUUGCUUCCAACAAAAAAUAUAAUUUAAAUAAAUGUAUAACGUCUGU
This is a messenger RNA of Caenorhabditis elegans, 708 nucleotides long. RefSeq names its product Skp1-related protein (gene skr-3). The transcript is spliced from 3 exons. Lineage: Eukaryota; Metazoa; Nematoda; Chromadorea; Rhabditida; Rhabditidae. Bases 30 to 533 code for a protein of 167 amino acids. The record is from RefSeq and is marked reviewed. Gene Ontology annotation, biological process: protein ubiquitination; ubiquitin-dependent protein catabolic process.